Molecule: messenger RNA, 1020 nt
Organism: Oreochromis aureus
Lineage: Eukaryota; Metazoa; Chordata; Actinopteri; Cichliformes; Cichlidae
Product: transmembrane protein 238-like
Exons: 2
Coding region: 133-684 (183 amino acids)
Source: RefSeq, a predicted model, not a curated record
UGGAAUCAGGGCGGGGUUUGCGCAGGUGAUCACCGCACAGGUGUAAGAGUGUGGAAAUGUGCGUGCUGAAGAACAAGUUGUUUGAGCUACCCUACGCCGUUACUUUGGCUCGGCUCUCGACUCUGCUCUGGGAUGGAUCGCAGCUUCGUGGGGAACUGCCCGCCAUUAUUCUUCCUCGCCCUCAUUUUUGACGUUAUUGGUCUGAUUGUACUGUUGGUCGGAAUUUUCGGAAACCUUAAGCUGGAAGGCCGCUUCUAUGGAGAUUUCCUCAUCUACACGGGCUCUCUCAUCAUUUUUCUCAGCUUAGUGUGGUGGGUACUGUGGUACACGGGAAACGUACAGCUUUACUCGGCUGACAGGACGAACUCUAUCAACUUAAGGCACUGGGCCAGGAAACUGUCCGAGAGGCUGUCCGUGAGCGGCAAGAAGCCCAUGGAAGCAGAUGACUUCAAGAAGAAAAGCAUGGGGAACGGGAAAGAGAUGAGCGGCACUGUGCGUGCGUCUGCGCCGCCUCGGGUUAUGUGGGAAGGUGGCAACUUAGUCUUGUCCGGCCAUGACAACAAAGGCUUUGAUGGAGGGACUGAGUGCGCAUCCCUAGCAUACAAAAACAUGGAGCUGGGGGUGCUGAGGAGCUCAGAUGUGGGUCUGCAGGCACAGGAUUGCAAACCAGAGAGGCUGCUCUGACAGAUCAUGGUGAUGACCGACUUUCCCAUUGUUUUGAAGGGUGGCUCUCACUCCUUCACCAUGCCUGUGCCACAUUCAACAAACUCCAACAAACUGAAAAACCUGAGCCGAUGUCACUUUUUUUAAAAAAUAUUAUUAAAUAGGGAAGACCGUUUCUUAAUCAGGGAGGAGCCCCACAUCCACAUUAAGGAGACGGGCUGAGCACAUUGGAAGAAAAAGUCUUGGACUUAGUAAAAAACAAUUUUUUGGUGGUUGUUUUUUUUUUUUUUUUUUUUUGUGCACCGUUUUCAUGACAGAUGUCAAUUAUUUUUUCAGAAUAAAGUUUAUUUGAAUGUA